UUCAAAAAUAAUCCCAGCCGAAGAACGGAAAAAAAGCCAUGAAAGUAGGAGAGGAAAAGGAGAAGAAGAAGAAGAAAAAGAGGAAGAGAAAAACAAAAAGAUGAUACAGAUUGUUUGGCAAACUCCAGCUCAUCCUGCUCAUGAAGACGAUUAUAUUUUUCACAACGGGAAGCGCCAAGUAAGACCGUACUACUUCGAGUGCGUAUCUCAUGUUAAUAAGCGAUGGGAGGGAAAAACAAUCGUGGAUUUGUUCACUCAAGAAUUUAGAGGGCGACCUAAUGAUUACUAUGUUAGUGCUGUCAAAUGUGGACGUAUACAAGUUGACGGAGAGAAUAUACCUGUUUCAUGCAUAGUUGAUCGAUGUCAGAAGAUAAGCCACUUUGUACACAGCAAAGGUUGUAGGCAUGAACCACCAGUGGGCUUGGGAUGUUGCAAUUCUUCAAGAUGA
Theobroma umbraticum is the source of this 448-nucleotide messenger RNA. RefSeq names its product RNA pseudouridine synthase 7-like. Lineage: Eukaryota; Viridiplantae; Streptophyta; Magnoliopsida; Malvales; Malvaceae. The record is from RefSeq and is a predicted model, not a curated record.